GGUGUGAUCAAUGACUGGAGGAAGUUUAAGUGUGAGGACCAGGACACCCUUCCCAGCAAGAAGGAGCUCCUCAGACAGAUGUCCAACCCCCAGAGCGAUGACAUCCCCGACAGACUCAACCGCAAGAUGAGUGUCCAGGAGUAUGAAAUGAUCGCAGAGGAGGACGAGAAGUGCCUGCGCAAGUAUCGGCAGCAGUGCAUGAAGGAGAUGCACGAGCGUCUCAGCUUUGGCCCUAAGUUCGAAAGCGUGGUGGAUUUGGACAGCGCCGAGGCCUUCCUGGAGCUCAUUGAGAAGGCGCACAGGCUCACCCUGGUGAUCGUACACAUCUACGAGGACGGGGUCAAAGGUUGCGAGGCACUCAACUCCUGCCUGGACUGCCUGGCCACCGAGUACCCUAGCAUCAAGUUCUGCCGCAUCCAGGCGGCCGCAACAGGUGCCGGCGAGCGCUUCUCAGACAACGUGCUGCCCACCAUUCUGGUGUACAAGGCAGGCGAGCUGCUAGGCAACUUCCUGUCCAUGACACAGCACCUCAGCGAGGAGUUCUUCGCUACCGAUAUCGAGGCGUUCCUCAGCGAGUACGGCCUGCUGCCCGAGAAGGAGUUUGCGGCCUGUCCUGAUGAGGAGGCAGGUGUGGAGGUGGAAUAAGGGUCUUAAUAGGGUGUCAGUGACAGUCAGUGCACAUUUCUGAACCUAUUAGCCUUCUAGGCUGCUGUAAAUGCUAUCUUUUUAGUUAACAGUAUCCACUAUCCAGUCAAGGUCGUUUAAGUUUAUCACAGGCAGCGUACAUUAACAUCGGCAAAGCUACAGAUUUCAGACAUCAGCUCAAUACUGUAUGUGUGUAUCACUAUAACAUGAUUUUAUUCUCUAUGUGGGUGUGAUUGAUUAGUGGAUAAUAUUGCAAUCUUUGUUAAAGGUUGUGUUGGCGACACAGUAUAUGAUCCUGCGGUUGGAGUAAUGAACCCCCUUUCAGGGCUUGGGCUUGUUUAUCACUACUGACCCAAUGUAUUCUGUGCUAUAUUUUCAUGUUUGAAUUCAAUAGGGUUAAAGUUGUU
This is a messenger RNA of Salvelinus fontinalis (brook trout), 1052 nucleotides long. RefSeq names its product phosducin-like. The transcript has 2 exons. NCBI's taxonomy places the organism in Eukaryota, Metazoa, Chordata, Actinopteri, Salmoniformes, Salmonidae. Bases 79 to 645 code for a protein of 188 amino acids. The record is from RefSeq and is a predicted model, not a curated record. Gene Ontology annotation, biological process: regulation of G protein-coupled receptor signaling pathway.